AGCUGUAUGCCUGUAUUUGACUAGUAUUGGCUUAAUCCAUCCAUCCAUCCAUCCAUCAAUAAAACUAUCACAGUCACCACUUUUUCUCAGCCGCCAAUCAUAAAAACCCCCCAGAAAAAGAAAAUAAUUAAUCCUUAAUUACUGUAUAAACCAAAACCGCCCCUUGUUUAUUUUUCCCCCCUUCACCAAGAAACAAAAAUUUCAUUUCUUUUUUUUCCCAAAAUUAAAAAUAAUAAAUUAAUUUUAACCACCCUAUAAAAGUCCCCAAUUUUCUCUCAUUUUUCUUCCCAUAAUCACGUCCAAACCCAAAAAAAAAAAAUCCAUAAAUUUCAACAACAAUCAUUUUCUUACACACUAAUUUCUCUCUCCUCCCAAAAAAUGGACACCAAAAUAGGAUCAAUAGACACAUGUAACACCCCCACCAACACCACCAUCUGCUGCCCCUCCAAAAACGGCGACGUUUCCACCAUCCAAACCACCACCACAACCACCGUCGCACCACCGGAAUCCACUCUAGGCCGUCACCUCGCUCGCCGUCUCGUUCAAAUCGGCGUCAACGACGUCUUCUCCGUUCCGGGUGACUUCAACUUAACUCUCCUCGAUCACCUCCUAGCCGAGCCUGGUCUCAACCUCGUCGGGUGCUGCAAUGAGCUCAACGCCGGUUACGCCGCCGACGGCUAUGCUCGCUCUCGCGGCGUCGGUGCUUGCGCUGUUACCUUCACUGUUGGCGGGUUGAGCGUGUUGAAUGCGAUUGCUGGUGCUUACUCUGAGAAUCUACCCGUGAUUUGUAUCGUUGGUGGGCCGAACUCGAAUGAUUAUGGAACUAACAGGGUUCUUCAUCAUACUAUUGGUUUGCCUGAUUUUAGUCAAGAGCUUCGUUGCUUUCAAACCAUCACUUGUUUUCAGGCGGUGGUUAAUAAUCUUGAUGAUGCACAUGAGUUGAUUGAUACGGCGAUUUCGACGGCGUUGAAGGAAAGUAAACCGGUGUAUAUUAGCAUCGGUUGUAAUUUGCCGGCGAUUCCUCAUCCUACUUUUAGCCGGGAACCUGUUCCUUUUUCUCUAUCUCCCAGGUUGAGUAACCCAAUGGGUCUCCAUGCUGCAGUGGAGGCAGCAGCAGAUUUUCUAAACAAGGCUGUAAAGCCUGUCAUGGUUGGUGGGCCUAAAUUAUGUGUGGCAAAGGCCUGUGGUUCUUUUGUUGACUUAGCUGAUGCAUCAGGAUAUGCAUUGGCAGUGAUGCCCUCGGCCAAAGGCCUAGUACCAGAGCACCAUCCUCAUUUCAUUGGGACAUACUGGGGAGCAGUGAGUACUGCUUUUUGUGCUGAAAUUGUCGAGUCAGCUGACGCAUAUCUGUUUGCAGGCCCUAUUUUCAAUGACUAUAGCUCUGUCGGGUAUUCUUUGCUUCUCAAGAGAGAGAAGGCAAUCCUUGUGCAGCCUGAUAGGGUCGUUAUUGGCAACGGCCCUGCAUUUGGGUGUGUUCUGAUGAAGGACUUUUUGAAAGAGUUAGCCAAGAAAAUCAAGAAAAACACAACAGCCUUUGAAAACUACAGUAGAAUCUUUGUUCCCGAGGGCAAGCCUCUGAAGUCUGAGCCUCAUGAGCCACUGAGGGUCAAUGUCCUGUUUCAGCAUGUACAGAAAUUGCUUACAAGUGACACGGCUGUGAUAGCUGAGACAGGGGACUCAUGGUUCAAUUGUCAGAAGUUAAAGUUACCCGAGGGAUGCGGGUAUGAGUUCCAGAUGCAAUAUGGAUCUAUUGGGUGGUCGGUUGGUGCAACUCUUGGUUAUGCUCAAGCUGUUCCCAAUAAGAGGGUCCUUGCUUUCAUAGGUGAUGGGAGUUUCCAGGUUACUGCUCAAGAUGUGUCAACAAUGUUGCGGUGUGAGCAAAAGACUAUCAUCUUCUUGAUCAACAAUGGUGGAUACACCAUUGAAGUUGAGAUCCAUGAUGGUCCAUACAAUGUCAUCAAAAACUGGAACUACACAGCUCUUAUUGAGGCAAUUCACAACGGUGAAGGGAAUUGCUGGACAGCUAAGGUCUUUAAUGAAGAGCAGCUUGUUGAAGCAAUUGAGACCGCGACAGGAUCAAAGAAAGAUUGUCUGUGCUUCAUUGAGGUGAUAGUGCACAAGGAUGAUACAAGCAAAGAACUGCUUGAAUGGGGAUCCCGAGUAUCUGCUGCUAACAGCCGUCCCCCAAAUCCCCAGUAGGCCUGAUUCCAUCACUAGAUUCCCUACAUAAAAGAAAACUUUGGUUUUGAGUUUCACGUUUUGUUUCUGCGAUUUUCUCGUUUCUUAACAAGUUUUGCUAUGGGGUUAAUGUGUAGUAUUAAGUAAUCUAGUAGUAACAUCCUAAAUUGCUAUUGCAAAUUUGUGUACAGACUAUCCUUUUCAUAAGCAAGCCGUUUUUAUCCUAUUUCUCAAAAAAAUUGAUUCUGAAA
Chenopodium quinoa (quinoa) is the source of this 2429-nucleotide messenger RNA. RefSeq names its product pyruvate decarboxylase 2-like. The transcript is spliced from 6 exons. Lineage: Eukaryota; Viridiplantae; Streptophyta; Magnoliopsida; Caryophyllales; Amaranthaceae. The coding region runs from base 379 to 2199 and encodes 606 amino acids. The record is from RefSeq and is a predicted model, not a curated record. Gene Ontology annotation, molecular function: magnesium ion binding; thiamine pyrophosphate binding; carboxy-lyase activity.